AUGUUUAAACACCUGGCCAGACAAGACAGAGAUGACAUCAACAGCAGCAGCCUCGGGAGCCCGGCCUGUGGCCCCGUGGUGUACUUCUCCGCCACCUAUCCGUACACCAUGCUGAUCACCCUGUUCUUCCGUGGAGUUACGCUGCCUGGGGCCGAGGAGGGCAUCGUCUUCUACAUCACACCCAACUUCCACAAGCUGUCCGACUCGGAGGUGUGGCUGGAUGCGGCAACCCAGAUCUUCUUCUCCUACGGAUUGGGGCUGGGAUCCCUGAUCGCUCUUGGGAGCUAUAAUUCUUUCCACAACAAUGUCUACAGGGACUCCAUCAUUGUCUGCUGUAUCAAUUCCUGCACCAGCAUGUUCGCAGGAUUUGUCAUCUUCUCCAUCGUGGGCUUCAUGGCUCAUGUCACCAAGAGGUCCAUUGCUGAUGUGGUGGCCUCAGGCCCUGGAUUGGCGUUCCUGGCAUACCCGGAGGCGGUGACGCAGCUGCCCAUCUCUCCCCUCUGGGCCAUCCUCUUCUUCUCGAUGCUGCUGAUGCUGGGCAUUGACAGCCAGUUCUGCACUGUGGACGGCUUCAUCACAGCCCUGGUGGAUGAGUACCCCAGGCUCCUCCGCGGCCACAGGGAGCUCUUCACCACUGCUGUCUUCAUCGUCUCCUACCUGAUCGGCCUCUCCAACAUCACCCAGGGGGGCAUCUAUGUCUUCAAACUGUUUGAUUACUACUCUGCCAGUGGCAUGAGCCUGCUGUUCCUUGUGUUCUUCGAAUGUGUCUCCAUUUCCUGGUUUUACGGUGUUAACCGAUUCUAUGACAACAUCCAAGAGAUGGUUGGCUCCAGGCCCUGUAUCUGGUGGAAACUCUGCUGGUCCUUCUUCACCCCAAUCAUUGUAGUGGGUGUGUUCAUUUUCAGUGCUGUGCAGAUGACUCCUCUCACCAUGGGAAACUACGUGUUCCCCAAGUGGGGCCAGGGCGUGGGCUGGCUCAUGGCUCUGUCUUCCAUGGUCCUCAUCCCUGGGUACAUGGCCUACAUGUUCCUCACCUUAAAGGGCUCCCUGAAGCAGCGCGUCCAGGUCAUGAUCCAGCCCAGCGAGGACAUCGUUCGCCCAGAGAAUGGUCCGGAGCAGCCCCAGGCCAGCGGCUCAGCCAGCAAAGAGGCCUACAUCUAG
This is a messenger RNA of Ailuropoda melanoleuca (giant panda), 1161 nucleotides long. RefSeq names its product sodium- and chloride-dependent GABA transporter 1-like. The transcript has 10 exons. Gene Ontology annotation, molecular function: gamma-aminobutyric acid:sodium:chloride symporter activity. The record is from RefSeq and is a predicted model, not a curated record. NCBI's taxonomy places the organism in Eukaryota, Metazoa, Chordata, Mammalia, Carnivora, Ursidae. Gene Ontology annotation, cellular component: plasma membrane; axon; cell surface. The coding region runs from base 1 to 1161 and encodes 386 amino acids. Gene Ontology annotation, biological process: neurotransmitter transport; sodium ion transmembrane transport; nitrogen compound transport.